ACCACGAGCGAGAAAACCUACAUAGACAAGAAAGAUUCUGAUAAAUGCUUGGAUUUCCUUACGUUUGAAAAAAUCUCUUCGUUGAGAUUUGUUACAUUUCUAACAUUAAUAGAAAAUGAGAAAAUCCGGGAAAUUUUUAAGAUACUAUAACACAAUAAUCAACACAGAAAUAUAUAACAAAUCUAUAAGAUUUUCUUUCCUUAUAUUUCACCAUCUUUUAUUUUUAAUGAGUAUUUUUUUAUACUUGUUUUAGAUUAUAUUCUCUGAUCUUUGAAUUUAAAUCAGAUAGUAGUUUAUUAUAUUCUCUUGACUCUGGAUUAUAUGUAUAUAUAUAUAUAUAUAUGAGUUUGGAUUUUGUUUAAUGCCAAUAUCAUAAAAAGUGGCCAUGAACAUGUGUAGCAAUAGUGGCAGUACUAAUGCUUGUGGAUGCUGUGGUGGUGGUGGUACUAUUAAUGGUGGCGGUAAUGGUAAUAGUGUUUCCAUAUGGAACUCUGGUAUGAAGAAACAGCAACAACAACAGCAAAAACGUCCGAGAAUUCCGAAAAGAGGACCCGGUGUUGCUGAGCUGGAGAAGAUCUUGAAGGAACAAGAAACAGCUGAUGUAACAACAACGCAGAGAGGGAAUAAUGAAGGGUUUUCGAUGUCGUCGUCGUGUUUUAUACCGCAUCCGCCGCAGCCACAGCCAACGUCGCGGCCGAAUUCGAAUAAUCUGCAUUCUCUUAUAACGUCGUCGCAGAAAUUUGAUCUAGUGUCACCAGGAGUUAGAUCUAUGUAUGCUAACAGUAGUACGGUUCCGUUAGGAAGGAACAAUGGUGUUGGAUCUAUUGAACAUGAACUAUUUCGUCGUCGAAAUCUUAAUGACGUGGCCGACGGAAGCCUGUCCGAAUCUGAAAAUUCUUCAUCUAGUGAAUCUAAUCAUGCUAAUUGUUCUUAUACUGGAAUAGUUUCAAGGAGGAUCAAUGUGGAUCCAUUACCUAAGAUGAAUGAAUUUCAUGGAAAUGGUAGCAAUCAAAAUGGAGUACUGUCGAUUGGAUUACCCAAUUUUUCUGUGGAGUCCCCUUCAGUCCAAAAUUCACAUUACAAUUAUACAUCUAGGUCAAAUGAUGAACAAAUGAUGGCUGGCCGGAUGAAACGUUGUUAUUCUUCGCCGUUGGACAAUUCUCUGAUUCCGCCUUCAAAUUUUCAAGUUCUUCCGAGUUUCUCACGCCACAAUAGACCCCAACAGUCAUCAACAAAUGAAAGUCAUGGAAUUAGUAGCUACAAUCCCACCAACGAGUGUUACAGGGAUGCAAAAUGGGGUAACACUUUGGAGCUCAGUAAUAAGAUUUUCAACUCUGAAAAUGUUGGCUCUAGUCAUACAAAUUUCCCCCCAUUUGUUGUUCCUGAAGUUCAUCCUCCUCGACCUCCAAUGCAGUUUUUUCAAAGUAACCAUUCCAAAGUAACUAGGUUUCCUUGUCAAGUCAAUGAAGAUAAAGUGGAGAAUUUAAAUGAAGAAGAUCGUAAACCUUUCUUUAACUUCUUAGAAGUGAAGGUCCAAGAAGAGGUGACAGAUACAACUGAUGGAUCAAAUAAUGGAGGACUUGAAGGAGGAAGAGGUGGCAUUGAUCUUACAUUGAAGCUCUAAAUUUGAAAUUUUUACAAGAGCAUUCAUAAUAAUUCCCCUCAGAAUCAUGAAAUUCAAGAUGACCAUUUGUGUGUAUUUUCAUUUCAUUUAAUUUCAUUAUUGAGUAUGGGAUUGAGCUUGGGCUAGCCAAGUUUGGGAUCAAAAUGGGUCUUUAAUUUGAGGGAUGAAGCAUAGUUGAGUGAAACGUUUAUAGUGUUUAACCAUUUAUUUGGUUAAAUAAUAGCCCUUGUUCUAAUUAUUUAUUGAAAUGUUGAUUUGAUUUUAC
Molecule: messenger RNA, 1889 nt
Organism: Lathyrus oleraceus (garden pea)
Lineage: Eukaryota; Viridiplantae; Streptophyta; Magnoliopsida; Fabales; Fabaceae
Exons: 5
Coding region: 386-1624 (412 amino acids)
Molecular function (GO): DNA-binding transcription factor activity
Source: RefSeq, a predicted model, not a curated record